Messenger RNA from Biomphalaria glabrata, 2999 nucleotides. RefSeq names its product ankyrin-2-like. The coding region runs from base 144 to 2969 and encodes 941 amino acids. The transcript has 2 exons. Gene Ontology annotation, molecular function: protein binding. Gene Ontology annotation, cellular component: nucleus; cytoplasm. The record is from RefSeq and is a predicted model, not a curated record. Lineage: Eukaryota; Metazoa; Mollusca; Gastropoda; Planorbidae.
UAUAAAUCAAGUCCACGCCGUAGUUUCAUCUCGUUCUUCAAUAGCAAAAGAACUCUUCUAGAUCAUUGCUUUUUAUUUCUAUGUUGGAUUAACAAACACAAAAUUGAAGGUUGUGCUAUAAAUAGCUGGUGUUGGAUAACAACAUGGCGGAAACUAGCGACAAAGUAGAGCUGGAUGAUUCCAUCUUGUUAAGAACAAAAGCUUCUGGUUGUUCAUCCGAGAUUUUUAACCUUUUAACUUUGUGUGAUUUCUCUGACAAAGCCCUUAACUGGGGCGUUCAUCAAGCUUGUAAUAUAGGUCACGCCCACCUACUCCAGCUGCUCCUCCAAGAUGGUACCCGACUGGAACUCAGAGACGACAACGGAAACACUCCUCUUAUCCUCUGCUCCGCGAAAGGUUUCCCGGGCAUUGUGGGCCAGCUCUUGAGCAUGGGCGCUGACGUCAAUGCUAAAAAUAAGCACGGCGAUACGGCGCUUAUGCUGGCUACGUCAGUGGAGGUAAUUCAUUGUUUGCUGGAGGACAGGCUCUUGCACAUAGAUGAUCAAAACCAGACUGGGAACACUGCUUUAAUGUUAGCCAUCGGUAAAUCUCAUUUCCAGAAGGUCAAAUUGCUGAUCAAUGCUGGGGCUAACCCAAACAGGGAAGCCUCACAGAGUGGUUUGACUUCGCGCCAUGGUCAACUUGUCAAUAAUUCAAACGAAUCUGCUUUCGAUAUGGCCAAGAGAAUGGGAGUUGGUAAACUGCUGGACUUGCUCUAUCGUGCUAAAUUGUUCAACUCAAAUCCUUUGCACUUGGCAGCGGAAGAAAAUGACUUUGAGACCUGCAUCACAUUGCUGCAGUACAACUUAAUCGAUAAAGAUGAAACGUUGAAUCUUCAGCCUGACAUCCUCUGUUAUAUUCUUAGGCAGAUACAGCAAAGGGAAGCUACUCUCACAACUGAUGUGGAGCUUGUUAAAAAGCUAUGCAUGCUGGGCAUGGAUGUUAAUAUAUGUCAGUGCUGCACAAAGUCACGCGUGGAGCUCGUGCUGAACACCGGAAGCUACGAACUGGCUGAAAUUCUUUGUGCUCAUGGGGCUCAGGUUACCCACGACGAUCUUGUGUCUGCGGUUACAGGACAGCACGUCCAAAUGAUUCCGCUUCUGGUAAAAUACGGGGCACCAAUUAACAAAUACGAACCCCCUGGGUGCUUGGCUUACAAAGGUUCGGCUCUUGAUAUAGCACUGGAGAAUUCUUUCGUGGCUGCGGCCGGCAUCCUUCUUUCUCUCGGGGCCAAGCUCGACGCCCAAGGCGCUGUCACUCAAGCCUUGCGGAAAAACAACGUGCAGUCUCUAAACUUUCUUAUGACCGAAUGUGCUGAAAUGACCAAGUCUGUGAUACGCCAACCACAAACGUUCACACAAGCUGUAAAGUCAGGAAACAUUCAGAACAUCCAGCUGCUGCUUGAUGCGGGGCUGGACAUCAACCGAGUCCACAUCAAUGGUACUCCAAUAAUGAGCGCGGCUCGUGUAGAGGUCGUAGACUUUUUAUUAAGCAAAGGAGCCGACGUCAACUUUAAAACAACAACUACACCUUUGAUUAAUGCCUUGUCUUACAAUUGUUACGACGAAAUAAAGUCGAUUUUUCACUAUCGACUCAACGCCAAAGAGCUUGAAGAAAAAAUAAUCCUUCUCCUAGACUCAUUUUUAAAGAAUGGAGCAUGUCUGCAUGACUCUGAUACAUAUGGAAAUACAGCUUUAAUGAAAGCCGUUACAAUUAGCAAUACAGAAUCAGUGGUUCUCAAAUAUUUACUUGAUAAAGGAGCAGAGGUGAAUAGAAGAAACAACGAUGGCUUUACAGCACUGCACGUUGCAGCGGAGUCUAACAAUGUUUCGUGUGCAAAACUCUUGUUGGAAUACGGCGCUGUUGUAAACCUGAAAUGCCAAGCUGGGCUCACCCCGCUACACCAGGCUGUGGGAAAUGUGAAUCUUGUGAAACUGUUUCUAGAAAAUCAUGCGAACGUAAACGCCGAGGAUGAGCGGGGGAACACCCCGCUGUUGCUUGCAUCCAAGUACUUCGGAGACGUUGAGGACGUGGUCAAGCUUUUAAUCACGCACGGCUCUAACGUCAACCACAGAAACAAGUGGGGCAUGUACCCACUAUGGCAGGCUACCAAACUCCACAACACAAAAUGUCUGACAUUGUUACUCGGCGCGAAAGCUGAUUUAGGUCACGACAACAAACUAUGCAAGUCCGCGCUUUCAGUAUUGCUCAACAAAUGGUUCCCCAAUGAACAAACCCAGCGAACGGCUGCCUUACUGCUGGAGCAUGCGGCUAGUGCUGAAUUUGUCAGGGCUGAUAUAAUCCAUCGACUUAUCGCCGCUGGCAAUGAUGGCAUUUUGGCUCAGCAGCUAAUUAAAUCUGGCAUUUGCCCAACAGAUAUAGUUCUCAAGAGAACCAUCUUUGGCUGGCCUGAGACUUCUGUAUCACCACUCGCCGUUUCCUUGAUGCUAGACAGCCUGGACUUUGUUCGUUAUUUUAUCGAAAACUGGUACUUAACAAAAUCAGACGUCAAGCUCCUGUCCAGAAAUGAAGACGUCUUAAAUUAUUUGGAACAACAUGAAGCUAGAGCUCUUCCGUACUUGAAGGAAGUUUCCCGCCAGCCAAUGAGGUUGGAGCUUUUGUGUUUCAUUACCGUCUCGUCUGUUCUAGGUUCCGACGAAAGCAGACGCCAAAAGAUUCGUGAGUCCAAGCUCCCAGCCCUGCUGCAGGACCAGCUCUUGUUCACGAAACUAGAGCACAAAGUUCUUCAAGCAUUGAAUGUCGACAACGGCUUCAUCUUUCUUCACCACCUGACAAAAAGCCUAGCCGAUCAGGAGGAAGAGUCCGACUUUUACGACAUGGAUGAAGAUUUUCCAGGGAUGAAUUCGUCGUCGGAGUCAACUCCCAAUAGCCUGAAUAACAGUGACAUGGGAGAUUUGGAAUUGAUUUAAGAUUGAAUAACAUUGACCUGGGAGAUUUGG